Molecule: messenger RNA, 1110 nt
Organism: Suillus subalutaceus
Lineage: Eukaryota; Fungi; Basidiomycota; Agaricomycetes; Boletales; Suillaceae
Product: Rad51-domain-containing protein
Exons: 17
Coding region: 1-1110 (369 amino acids)
Biological process (GO): DNA repair; chromosome organization involved in meiotic cell cycle; DNA strand invasion
Cellular component (GO): condensed nuclear chromosome
Molecular function (GO): DNA strand exchange activity; single-stranded DNA binding; ATP binding
Source: RefSeq, a predicted model, not a curated record
AUGCCCCCUCGUCGACAAGCUGCACCAGAAGGAAGCAUGCCUCCUCCCAGCCGACCAUCGAGUCCAGGCGGUGAAGAAAUCGAAGAGACGCCAUUCUUUGAUAACGUGGAUGAAUUACAGCAACAUGGCAUAAACGUACAAGAUAUCUUAAAACUCAAGAGCGCCUCCAUCAAUACUGUGUCUGGUGUCGUGAUGACUACGCGUCGUCAGUUGCUGAAGAUAAAAGGUAUGUCGGAAGCGAAGGUUGAGAAGAUUAAGGAGGCAGCACAGAAAAUCACGGGGUCUUCCUUUGCAACUGGCAUUGAAGUUCAGGAUCGAAGAAAGCGCGUGCUUAUCAUUAGUACUGGAAGCAAGUCGGUAGAUACAAUCUUAGGUGGCGGGCUGAUGUCACAAUCAAUUUCCGAAGUCUACGGUGAAUUUCGCACUGGAAAAACGCAGCUGGCCCACACCAUGUCCGUUGUCGCGCAACUCCCUCCGGAGAUGGGUGGGGCUUCUGGCAAGGGACAUUCAGACCAGAUCGCAUCAGGUCCAUCGCUGAACGCUUUGGCGUGGACGGGAACUAUGGCGCUCGAAAAUAUCCUUUAUGCGCGCGCCUUCAACAGUGAACACCAGGUUGCUCCCCUUCUCUACUAUUAUGCAGCCAUCGUUGAUAUGUUGCAGAUGGAACUCAUCAGCGAGUGUUCCAUGCGCUUUGCGGAGGACAAAGACUUCCGUCUUUUAAUCGUGGACUCCAUUAUGGCUCUCUUUCGCGUCGAUUUCUCUGGUCGUGGCGAGCUCAGCGAAAGGCAACAGAAGCUAGCACAAGUGAUGUCGAAGCUCACUAAGCUUUCAGAAGAAUUCAAUAUUGCUAUUUUGAUAACCAACCAAGUACAAUCCGACCCAGGAGCGACAAUGACGUUCGUGGCUGGCGGGGCUCUCAAACCCAUCGGCGGGCAUAUUCUAUCACACUCCUCAGCUACUCGGAUGUUCCUUCGCAAAGGCAAGUCAUUGACGCUUACCACAGCUUACAGACGGGCUGAAGAACGUGUCGCGAAGCUGGUGGAUAGCCCCGAUCGCCCUGAGAGCGAGGCCUCUUACAAACUGGACGAAGGUGGAUGGACCGAUGUGUGA